Messenger RNA from Ostreococcus tauri, 1635 nucleotides. RefSeq names its product CRAL-TRIO domain. The transcript has a single exon. Bases 1 to 1635 code for a protein of 544 amino acids. The record is from RefSeq and is a predicted model, not a curated record. NCBI's taxonomy places the organism in Eukaryota, Viridiplantae, Chlorophyta, Mamiellophyceae, Mamiellales, Bathycoccaceae.
AUGGGAUGCGCGCGCUCGCGCCCGAUCGACCCCGCGACGGGCGCGACGGACGAGCGCGACGUCGUGGAGGAUGACGCGAACGCCGGAGAUGCGGUGGGUGCAUUGGAUCGCGACGUCUCGAGGACGUCUCCGUCGAGCGCGAGCGCGAGCGGACGCGGGCGGGCGACGGGGGGCGUUGAAAAUGCGUUCCUCGAUCGCGCGGUGGCGACGGAGAGCGAUGCGGAGUGGCGACGGGCGAAGGAGCCGACGCCGUGGACGGGACCGGCGACGCCGACGCGCGCGUGCGAGGCGGACGUCGAGACGUUUUACGUCGACGAUGAGGUCAAGCGCACGUUCGGGGGGAUGCCGGUAUAUCCGUGGGAAGGUGAGGCGUGGACGGCGCCGGGGAUAUUGGCCAUCAUCGAGCACGGAUUGACGUGCGCGAACGUGGACGUCAAGCUCGGGAGGCCGUGCACGCUGAAGAUGUCGGAAGAUGAGCAGAUCGAACAUCUGAGGAACGCGAUCGCGGACGUGAUGCAGACGACGCAGUUUGAGUUCGCGAUGCGCGUGUUCGAGGGCGCGGAGACGCCGGCGAGGGAGGCGUGUCGCAGGUUCUUGAGACGUCUGUGCCAGGCCACGCACGGCGGCGUGUACUGCAAGCUGAGGCUGGUGCACAAGACCAAGGCGGCGUGUCUGGCGCACGCGCACGACUCUAAAUAUCUCGGUGCUGCGCUGUAUACGCGGGUAUUUAUGCUGCGAUUCUGCAAGCGAUUCCCACCGCAGUUUGGUUUCGUGCACCCGGAAAUCGACGCGCCGGCGACUCGAACGGAGAUGACGCGUAAGCUAUCGGACACGUUCGACAUGUACAAGGUGUGGCCCGCGAGUGAGGGUCACCCUACCAUGUUGUUCGGGUUCCUCACGAACGAUGGUUUGAAGAAAAUGCUCACCUUGAGCGCCAGGGAUUCUUGGUUUGCGGUGAACCAAAUGUACGAGUACGUCCUCGGCGAUCCGAGCGAAAACCUGAGCGGCAAGCUCCCGCUGUUCAUCAUCGACGUCAAGAAAGUCUCGGUGACGAUGUUUUCGAGGUCUUUCCUCUCCGCCGUGUCCAAGCAGUUCGCAGUCGCUGAAUUUCACCCAGAGCCUUUCGCACACUUCAUCCUCACGAACACGCCGUUCCUGCUCGCCGCGCUCUGGUCCGUGGGAAAACUCCUUCUCACGGAGAGCGCGAGGAACAAGUUCGUCAUCUGUACCGGCGACGCCACGGCGGAGAUUCAAAAAAGAUAUGGCGUGGAGAAGAAACUUCAGCCCGUUGAAUGCGGCGGCGCGGUGAUGGACGCAUUGGUCCGCUCCGAGCAGUGGCUCAGUGUCGUCGCUCACGAAAACGCAGUAAAAGCGAUUACGAAAACGAUGAACACGCGGAAGAGUAUAGAUAUCUCGCGGUUUCCGGGGACAGUGAGUGUAAGUCCUCGGAAACGUGCGAAAAAGUCGGCGAAACUCCCGAAGUUACCGUUCACCACGGGCAUUCGCCCGAUUCCGAUAGCCGCGCUCUCGGUAUCCUUCCUCGUGCGAGCGAUCGAGUUCGCGCUCGUCCUCGCACUCUUAGCACUCAUACUUGGCUCUUCACUCCGUCGGCUCUUCGCCCUCGAUUGGCGAUGA